UAAACAAUUUCGUUUCUAUAGUGCCAAUGAUUUUCAUGUAAUUAGUAACGGGGCGUUUAUUAUCGCCCAAAGUAGUCCAAAUUUAUUUCCGUUUAUUUUUCCAAAUCUUUGAAUCCUUGCCGUAAUUAUGGAUUCGAGAAACGGUAAGACAACAAGGGAAGAACGAAGGGAAAGUGAAAGAGUUGUUUCGGAUCCGCCGAGCAGACCCAGUCUGACCAAACGCGAAGAAACUCCUUACAGCCAGUGCAGGACAUCUCUGCACGACAGCAAUUCGUCAAUCGAGCAAAGGAAGCAGACGUUGUGGAGACGUCACAGUGGACUUUCACUUAAGAGGUGCAGUAAACAUUCCUUAAAGAAGAAAUAUUCGGGACUCCAGGAUGAAGGCAACACGCCAGCAUCGAAUGACAACAGCAAGAAAUCAGCAGACAGCAAACAGUCUUCCAAGGAAGUAACCCCCGGUAUUUUAUCCAGAAAUCCGUUCAUCAACUUCUUACGAGAAUAUCGUAGAAAGAACAAGGAGAAACUGGCAAAACUGUCACAAAUAGAAAUCGUACGCACUUGUGCCCAAGAGUGGCGCAAACUCACCCCUAAGGAGAAGUCAGUUUACGUAGAACAAGCUGCUAGAGCUCCACGAUCCCGAAGAAGACGUUCCAGAAGGCGUAGAAGUAGAAGCAGAAGCAGGAGCCAUUCUCCCAAUUUUAGUCCUCAAAGCCUUCGCAGAGGUCGCAGCAGGAGCCGAAGCAGAAGAAGGAGGAAGGGAAGCAAAAGGAGGAGAUCAGGUAAAAGGAGGAAGGGGAGACGUUCAAGGCGUCGUUUUACUUUUUAGGGAUAUAUUAAAAAUUACUAGUGGCGUUCUUUACAAUGUCGGGUAACAAGUGAGAAAAUUUUACAGUGUUUUAUCUUCUACUGAUUUGUAUUAUAUUAACGAAUAAAUUGUUUUCGUAAUUA
Messenger RNA from Agrilus planipennis (emerald ash borer), 948 nucleotides. Its product is annotated as serine/arginine-rich splicing factor 4-like. The record is from RefSeq and is a predicted model, not a curated record. Lineage: Eukaryota; Metazoa; Arthropoda; Insecta; Coleoptera; Buprestidae. Bases 128 to 826 code for a protein of 232 amino acids. The transcript has a single exon.